Messenger RNA from Myotis brandtii (Brandt's bat), 3107 nucleotides. RefSeq names its product SEC14-like lipid binding 1 (gene SEC14L1). NCBI's taxonomy places the organism in Eukaryota, Metazoa, Chordata, Mammalia, Chiroptera, Vespertilionidae. The transcript has 18 exons. Bases 560 to 2665 code for a protein of 701 amino acids. Gene Ontology annotation, molecular function: RIG-I binding. Gene Ontology annotation, cellular component: cytosol; cytoplasm. The record is from RefSeq and is a predicted model, not a curated record. Gene Ontology annotation, biological process: negative regulation of RIG-I signaling pathway.
CUGAACUCACUUCCCCUCUUACAUUUAAGAAGAUGAUGGGAUCCCCCCUGCUGUGCACCCACUAAAUAGAACGGGGUCCCAGCAUCGGAGAGAAACGACGCUUCCAGCCGAGCGUGGCUCUGAGUCUCAUGAUUGUAGAACUGGACGUCUUUCAAGGUUAUCUCACCCGAAAUCGCAUCUUACCGAGGCGAACCGGGUCCGAGGGAAGUCACGUGACUUGCCCGAGGUCGCCGCCAAUCAUCCUGAGCAGUUUUCAGGCUGUGGUCAGGGAGUGUGUGCCCUUUCCCACCGUCACCGCCUUCCGGCCAGGGAUGCUGAGCAGAGGACCCGGGAAGCCCGGACCUGCCUGGCGGUAGCGCUGCAGACAGCAGUCCCGGCGCAGCCUGUCUUUGUGAUUGUGUUUUGUUGUGUUGUGUUGUUCGCAUCUAGACUUCGGGCUCCUGGAGGAUAGUCCACGUCUACUCUUGAGGAUCCUCUCCCCGGACUCGGAGCACAGCAACACCCUUAAUGAUCAUCCUCUGCAGGGCAGGUGUGAGAAGAUUGCAGGUACGUUACAAUCAUGGUGCAGAAGUACCAGUCCCCGGUGAGGGUGUACAAACACCCCUUCGAGCUGAUUAUGGCUGCCUACGAAAGGAGGUUCCCCACGUGCCCGCUGAUCCCGAUGUUUGUGGACAGUGACACUGUGAAUGAAUUCAGGAGUGAGGACGGGGCCAUUCACAUCAUAGAAAGACGCUGCAAACUGGACAUAGACGCACCCCGGCUGCUGAAAAAGAUUGCGGGAGUUGACUAUGUUUAUUUCGUCCAGAAAAACUCACUGAAUUCCCGGGAGCGCACUUUGCACAUUGAGGCCCAUAAUGAGACGUUUGCUAACCGGGUCAUCAUUAAGGAGCACUGCUGCUACACCGUUCACCCUGAAAAUGAAGAUUGGACCUGUUUCGAACAGUCUGCAAGCUUAGAUAUUAAAUCUUUCUUUGGUUUUGAAAGUACAGUGGAGAAAAUUGCAAUGAAACAAUAUACCAGCAACAUUAAAAAGGGAAAGGAAAUAAUUGAGUACUACCUUCACCAGCUGGAGGAGGAGGGCAUCACCUUCGUGCCCCGCUGGACUCCGCCGCCCCUGGCGCCCUCUGCGGAGACGGCCGCGUCGGAAGGGCUGAGCAGCGAGGCCCUCAGCAGCCCGAGCGGGGCCUCUGAGCCCGCCGCGGGGACCCCCGAUGACAAGCUGGACGCAGACUACAUUAAGAGGUACCUGGGCGACCUGACUCCGCUGCAGGAGAGCUGCCUGAUCCGGCUGCGCCAGUGGCUCCAGGAAACCCACAAGGGCAAAAUCCCCAAAGAUGAGCACAUUCUCCGGUUCUUACGCGCCCGGGACUUCAACAUCGACAAAGCCAGAGAGAUCAUGUGCCAGUCGCUGACCUGGCGCAAGCAGCACCAGGUGGACUACAUCCUUGACACCUGGAACCCGCCCCAGGUCCUGCAGGACUACUACGCGGGAGGCUGGCACCACCACGACAAAGACGGGCGGCCCCUCUACGUGAUCAGGCUGGGACAGAUGGACACCAAAGGCCUGGUGAGGGCCCUCGGGGAGGAGGCCCUGCUCAGAUACGUCCUCUCCAUCAACGAGGAAGGGCUGAGACGCUGUGAAGAAAACACCAAAGUCUUCGGCCGGCCCAUCAGCUCGUGGACCUGCCUGGUGGACCUGGAGGGGCUGAACAUGCGCCACCUGUGGAGGCCCGGCGUCAAGGCCCUGCUGCGCAUCAUCGAGGUGGUGGAGGCCAACUACCCCGAGACGCUGGGCCGCCUGCUGAUCCUGCGGGCCCCCCGGGUGUUUCCUGUGCUCUGGACGCUGGUCAGCCCGUUCAUCGACGACAACACCAGGAGGAAGUUCCUCAUCUACGCGGGGAACGACUACCAGGGCCCCGGGGGCCUGCUGGACUACAUCGACAAGGAGGUCAUCCCCGACUUCCUGGGCGGGGAGUGCAUGUGUGAAGUGCCGGAGGGCGGGCUGGUCCCCAAGUCCCUGUACCGGACCGCGGAGGAGCUGGAGAACGAAGACCUCAAGCUCUGGACCGAGACCAUCUACCAGUCCGCCAGUGUCUUCAAAGGAGCCCCGCACGAGAUCCUCGUUCAGAUCGUGGAUGCCUCUUCGGUGAUCACCUGGGAUUUUGACGUGUGCAAAGGGGACAUUGUGUUCAACAUCUACCACUCCAAGCGGUCACCACAGCCGCCCAAGAAGGACUCCCUGGGGGCGCACAGCAUCACGUCUCCCGGGGGGAACAACGUGCAGCUGAUCGACAGGGCCUGGCAGCUGGGCCGGGACUACAGCAUGGUGGAGUCGCCGCUGAUCUGCAGAGAAGGGGAGAGCGUGCAGGGCUCCCACGUGACCCGGUGGCCGGGCUUCUACAUCCUUCAGUGGAAAUUCCACAGCAUGCCCGCGUGCGCCGCCACCAACCUGCCCCGCGUGGACGACGUGCUGGCCUCCCUGCAGGUCUCCUCCCACAAGUGUAAAGUGAUGUACUACACCGAGGUGAUCGGCUCCGAGGACUUCAGAGGCUCCAUGACCAGCCUGGAGUCCAGCCACAGUGGGUUCUCCCAGCUGAGCGCCGCCACCACCUCCUCCAGCCAGUCCCACUCCAGCUCCAUGGCUUCCAGAUGGCGACUUUGCUGACAGCUGCCAAGAAAACACUCCAGUCACCAGUGCACAUCAGCCCAGGGAUGUGUGUAGAGCUGUCUGGCUCUCAGCUCACACCCCCCCCCCCCGCCCCCAGGCUGAGGCUGUGUGCUUUUUAAGUUGGUUGGGAAGCGGCGCUGGUUCACCCAGAGAGUUGAAUGCGUCUGUAGGGCCGGGGCACAGACCCUUGUGCAGGGGCUCGCCCAGCUCCGUGACACGGUCCCAUCUCCCGUGCCCUGCGCUCCCAGCGCUGCUGUCCCCCUGCCUUCCCCAGCACUAACCACUUGGUUUCCACUUUCCUCCCUGAAUGCAUUAUUUGCAUAUCAACUUCUGUAAAUGUUUUGUAAACCUAUUACCUCACUCUUGGUAAUACAAUACUGAUAGUCUUUACAAGAUUUUUUAUUGUUAUCGAUAAUAAAUGUGAGCUGUUUAAAGAAAA